Messenger RNA from Colletotrichum higginsianum IMI 349063, 1269 nucleotides. RefSeq names its product Short-chain dehydrogenase/reductase family Oxidoreductase. Lineage: Eukaryota; Fungi; Ascomycota; Sordariomycetes; Glomerellales; Glomerellaceae. The transcript has a single exon. Bases 1 to 1269 code for a protein of 422 amino acids. The record is from RefSeq and is a predicted model, not a curated record.
AUGCCCCUCGACUUCUUCGGCCACGUGCUCGAAACCGGCCUCCCGAUAUGGGUAACGGACAACUGGUGGUUCAUCACCAAGACUGUCGUGACGGUCACUGUUCUCUUCCUCAUCAAGCUCUGGAGCGCCGGCUCCUCUAACCCGGCCGAGCGGGACAUGCACGGGAGGGUCGUCAUGAUAACGGGCGGGACGUCAGGCGUAGGGGCAGCGACAGUGCUGGAACUCGGCGGCCGCGGCGCGCAAAUCAUCCUGCUGACGCACACCCCCGUUUCGGACCCCUUCCUCGUUGAGUACAUUGGCGACGUACGCGCCCGGACCGGCAAUGAGCUCAUCUACGCCGAGCAGGUCGACCUCGCGUCCCUGCAUAGCAUCCGCAAGUUCGCGACCAAGUGGAUCGACAACUCCCCGCCGCGUCGGCUGGACAUGGUAAUCCUUUGCGCCGCCACCGUUACGCCCGCCGCCGCCAAGAGGACGCAGACGAGUGAGGGUAUCGAGGAGAUGUGGAUGGUCAACUACCUCUCCAAUUUCCACCUCCUUUCCAUUCUCAGUCCCGCCAUCAAGGCCCAGCCCUGGGACCGUGACGUGCGCAUCAUAUUCGCCACAUGCUCCUCAUACAUCGGCUCGGGCUCUCUAAAAGAGCCUCUGACCAAGGAAGACUGGUCCGCAGGCAAGGCGUACAAGCGCAGCAAGCUAGCCCUAAUGGUCUUUGGCCACGCCUUUCAGAAGCACCUUGACGCCUACAAGCGACCCGACGAUCUACCUAUGAAUUCGCGCGUCUUUUUCGCCGACCCGGGCUUCGCUCGCACGCCGGGCAUGCGCCGCUGGCUCUCGCGUGGCACACUGUGGGGACUGUUCGCUUACCUACUCACAUAUCCGCUACCGUGGUUGUUGCUCAAGAGCUCCGAGCAGGGCGCGCAGUCGAUCCUCUACGCCGUCAUGGAGCCGAGUCUCGUGCGCGUCGGCGGCGGGAAGCUGAUCAAGGAGUGCCAGGUAGUGGACUUUGCACGCAAGGACAUCGAAGACGAGGAGGUCGCCAAGAAGCUGUGGGAGGAGAGCGAUAAACUCAUUGAGACGACGGAAAAGAGGGAGGCUACCCUUAGGGCUAUGCGGAAGGAGGAGGACGAGAAGUUGAAAAAGACUGAAAAGGAGACUGCGGCUAUGGUCGACGACCGGAAAGAGAACCGCGCGAAGAGCAGCGAGAAGAGCAGUGAGAAGACCAAUGCGCCGCAAAAGUCCAAGGGCAAGAAGAAGUCCAAAAAGGACACGUAG